Messenger RNA from Saccharomyces cerevisiae S288C, 1194 nucleotides. It is a transcript of the gene PGD1, whose product is annotated as Pgd1p. The record is from RefSeq and is marked reviewed. Gene Ontology annotation, molecular function: transcription coregulator activity. Bases 1 to 1194 code for a protein of 397 amino acids. Gene Ontology annotation, cellular component: mediator complex; nucleus. Gene Ontology annotation, biological process: regulation of transcription by RNA polymerase II. The transcript has a single exon. NCBI's taxonomy places the organism in Eukaryota, Fungi, Ascomycota, Saccharomycetes, Saccharomycetales, Saccharomycetaceae.
AUGGACUCGAUUAUACCGGCAGGCGUCAAGCUAGAUGAUUUACAAGUGAUAUUGGCUAAGAACGAGAAUGAAACCAGGGACAAAGUGUGUAAGCAGAUCAACGAAGCACGCGAUGAAAUUCUGCCGUUGCGAUUGCAGUUCAAUGAAUUCAUACAGAUAAUGGCAAACAUAGACCAAGAAGGAUCCAAGCAGGCUGACCGUAUGGCCAAAUACCUACAUAUCAGAGACAAGAUUUUGCAACUGAACGAUAGAUUCCAGACUUUGUCUUCGCAUUUAGAAGCACUGCAACCUUUAUUCAGCACUGUACCAGAAUACUUGAAGACUGCAGAUAACAGGGACAGAAGUUUCCAGCUUUUGGAACCGUUGAGUACUUAUAACAAAAAUGGCAACGCCGUUUGCUCGACAGCAACUGUUGUAAGCACCAACCACUCUGCGGCCGCUUCGACACCCACCACAACUGCCACCCCUCAUGCAAAUCCCAUCACACAUGCGCACUCGCUUUCGAAUCCAAAUAGCACCGCUACAAUGCAACAUAAUCCCCUGGCCGGCAAGAGAGGUCCAAAAAGCGGUAGUACUAUGGGAACUCCAACCGUACAUAAUAGCACUGCAGCUGCACCGAUUGCGGCACCUAAAAAGCCAAGAAAACCAAGACAAACCAAGAAGGCAAAGGCUCAAGCUCAGGCUCAAGCGCAGGCUCAAGCGCAGGUCUACGCACAGCAGUCGACUGUCCAGACGCCAAUAACAGCAUCGAUGGCAGCCGCGCUACCCAACCCAACUCCUAGCAUGAUUAACAGCGUUUCGCCCACAAAUGUUAUGGGCACGCCGCUGACCAACAUGAUGUCUCCCAUGGGGAACGCAUACUCAAUGGGAGCUCAAAACCAAGGGGGACAAGUAUCUAUGUCACAAUUCAAUGGCAGCGGCAAUGGAUCCAAUCCAAAUACAAAUACAAACUCCAAUAACACCCCGCUACAGUCACAAUUAAACCUAAACAAUCUAACCCCUGCUAAUAUCCUAAAUAUGAGCAUGAAUAACGAUUUCCAGCAGCAGCAGCAACAGCAACAGCAGCAGCAGCAGCCUCAACCACAGUACAAUAUGAAUAUGGGCAUGAAUAACAUGAAUAACGGGGGGAAAGAACUGGAUUCUCUAGACCUGAACAAUCUGGAAUUAGGUGGUCUGAACAUGGAUUUCUUGUGA